Gambusia affinis (western mosquitofish) is the source of this 1605-nucleotide messenger RNA. Its product is annotated as eukaryotic initiation factor 4A-I. The record is from RefSeq and is a predicted model, not a curated record. Gene Ontology annotation, cellular component: cytoplasmic stress granule. Lineage: Eukaryota; Metazoa; Chordata; Actinopteri; Cyprinodontiformes; Poeciliidae. Gene Ontology annotation, biological process: cytoplasmic translational initiation. The coding region runs from base 101 to 1315 and encodes 404 amino acids. Gene Ontology annotation, molecular function: RNA helicase activity; ATP binding; translation initiation factor activity. The transcript has 11 exons.
GAAUUAUAGUAGAAUGACGGCGAAAUCCUCCAAUGAGAACGCGGCAUUGUACGUUCAACGUAUAUAAGACAUUUCUGCCGUUUUUUCUUUCUUUGGAAAUAUGUCGGCUGACUAUGAAAACAGGGAUAAUGGCCCAGAGGGCAUGGAGCCAGAUGGCAUCAUCGAGAGCAACUGGAACCAGAUCGUGGACAGUUUCGAUGAGAUGAACUUGCGCGAAGCUCUGCUCAGGGGAAUUUAUGCCUAUGGUUUUGAGAAGCCAUCUGCUAUUCAGCAAAGGGCUAUUAUCCCUUGUAUCAAGGGUUAUGAUGUGAUUGCUCAGGCCCAGUCUGGCACUGGGAAGACUGCCACCUUUGCCAUUUCCAUUCUCCAGCAGAUUGAUGUGGAGAUGAAAGCCACCCAGGCGCUGGUUCUGGCUCCUACCAGGGAGCUGGCACAGCAGAUUCAGAAAGUGGUGCUAGCCCUGGGUGACUACAUGGGAGCCAGUUGCUACGCCUGCAUUGGAGGCACCAACAUCCGCAGUGAGGUCCAGAAGCUGCAGGCUGAAGCCCCCCACAUCGUGGUGGGAACCCCUGGGCGAGUCUUUGACAUGCUGACUCGUAAAAAUCUCUCGUCCAAAAACAUCAAGAUGUUUGUGCUUGAUGAGGCCGAUGAGAUGCUGAGUCGAGGAUUCAAGGACCAAAUCUAUGAGAUCUUCCAGAAAUUGUCCAGCAACAUCCAGGUUGUCCUCCUGUCGGCCACAAUGCCAGCUGAUGUCUUGGACGUCACAAAGAAAUUUAUGCGGGAACCCAUCCGGAUCCUGGUGAAGAAGGAGGAGCUGACCCUGGAGGGCAUUCGCCAGUUCUACAUCAAUGUGGAGAAAGAGGAGUGGAAGCUGGACACACUGUGCGACUUGUAUGAAACCCUGACGAUCACACAAGCAGUCAUCUUCAUCAACACCAGGAGGAAAGUAGACUGGCUGACUGAGAAGAUGCAUGCCAGAGACUUCACCGUCUCUGCUCUGCACGGCGACAUGGACCAGAAGGAGAGAGACUUGAUCAUGAGGGAGUUUCGCUCUGGUUCCAGUAGAGUUCUGAUCACCACUGACCUGCUGGCCAGAGGGAUUGAUGUUCAGCAGGUGUCCCUGGUUAUCAACUAUGACCUGCCAACCAACAGAGAAAACUACAUUCACAGGAUUGGUCGUGGCGGUCGCUUUGGCAGGAAAGGAGUAGCCAUCAACAUGGUGACCGAGGACGACAAACGAACCCUGAGGGAUAUUGAAACAUUCUACAACACCACCGUGGAAGAGAUGCCCAUGAAUGUGGCCGACCUCAUCUAGCUUCACCAUGCCCAACAUCAACCCCAACCUGCUUAUUUUAGAAGUGAAGUCCUGUUUUGCUAUGUGAUCGAAAUUUUAAACUUCAAUGAAUUUCACUGAUCUGUAAUCCAAAUAUUUGAAAGUGUUUUUUUUUUAUUAUUAUUAUUUUUUGCCUAUUUGGAAGGAUAGCUUACUGAACUGUUUCAUCUGUUCACCAUAGUUGUCAUAGACCUUCAUGCAUCAGCUGAACUCUCCUUCAGAUCAGAUCUGCCUUCAUCUGUAAUACAUUGAUAAAAGCGAUCUUUGGUUCA